UCAAGGGAGAGAGAAGGGGGCGAGCGGGGUGGAAGUAAAUGGGCCAAGCAGCAGUCUCAUUCUUGCUGUGUGAGAUCACGGAGCAGCAGAAUGCGUCGGGGUCUGCUCCACUGCUGAAAACAAGACUGAACAAGGCAGAAGGAGACACACACAGGAGGGAGGACUCAGGGAAAGGAAAGGAGGGCGGAGCAGGAGACCUGGAGGACUUUUUGGGAUCUGUUGGGAUCUACUCUGUGCUGAGGAUCGAGUUGGCAAAGUGUCUCACAGGGGCUGAGCUACAGCCCUGCCCCGUUAGCACCGCCGCCUCACUGCAGCAGGGACAAAAUGAACUAUCUGAACGUGUUGGCCAAGGCGCUGUACGACAAUGUGGCGGAGUCCCCGGACGAGCUGUCCUUCCGUAAGGGGGACAUCAUGACGGUGCUGGAGCGGGACACGCAGGGUCUGGACGGCUGGUGGCUCUGCUCCCUCCACGGUCGCCAAGGCAUCGUCCCCGGCAACCGUCUCAAGCUUCUGGUCGGCAUGUACGACAGCAAGCAGCAACAGGCCAUGCCUUCCACGCCGGAGCCGGCCUCCUGUCCCUCUUCCAUCCAGAGACCCCUCCCCCCUCUGAGCGCCUACGCCAAACCAUCACCUGCUACGUCGUCUGCUACGUGCUCCUCUGGGUAUCCCAUUAAGCCCCUCCCCUCCACUCAGUACACAUCUAUGCAUCCGGCAUACUCCAGCCCCGCACAGCCCAACCUUGACUCUGUGUACAUGAUGCCCCCCUCCCACGGCCCCAAACUGAGUCCUCAAAGUGUGUACCAGAUCCCCUCUGGCCCGAGCGGACUCCCUCCAGGACCCCCCAGCAAAACCUCUCUUGCCCAGAGACAGUACCACAGCCCUGGGCAGGACAUCUACCAGGUGCCCCCCUCUUUGGGCCCCGGGCCAGGCCACACUGGGGGGACAGGAGCUGGGCAGGAUGUGUACCAGGUGCCCCCCUCCAUGGAGAAGAGGAACUGGGAGAGCAGCACCAAGCCACUGGGCAAGGUGGUGGUUCCUACCCGGGUGGGACAGGUGUAUGUGUACGACACACUGAAAUCAGACCAGGACGAGUAUGACAUCCCACCCAGACAUCAGCCCCCGAGCCAGCAGGACAUUUACGACGUGCCACCCACCCGCCAGCAGUACAACACACAGGUGUAUGACACUCCUCCCAUGGUGGUGAAGGGGCCCUCUAGUGGUCAGGGUAUAUAUGACACCCCAGUAGGCUCGGACAAGCACACACAGCAGACGGUCUAUGACUUCCCCCCCUCGGUCAGUAAAGAUGUCCCUGACGCUCAUCCAAUCAGAGAGGAGACCUACGACGUGCCACCUCACUUUGCCAAACUCAAGCCAGUCCCCGCCCCCCCCGGCCAGUACCCACACAACCAUCUCCUCGACGACGACGAGCCGCCCAUUCCAGAGGACGUGUACGAUGUCCCGCCCCCAAUCCUGACUGACAAGCGUUACCGCGCCGACAGGGACGGGGUCAGCCAGCCCCCCCAGGACAUCUACGACAUCCCCGCCAGCCUGCGGAGCGGGGGGCACUCCGCCCAGGACGUGUAUGACUUCCCCCGGGACCGAGAGGAGAAAGGGGGAGAGAGGGGAGAUAACAACAUCUACGAUGUGCCCCCACAGGUGGUGCGUGACGCCCAGUCCACCAGUGAGGACCUCAGCCUGUCCUUCAAGCGUCUCUCUGCCUCGAGCACAGGAAGUACACGGAGCAACCACUCUGCCUCCUCCCUGGACAUGGUCCCAGUCCGAGACAGCUCCUCAUCCUCCUCACUUCCUGGCUCUGCUCCAGGGAAACCCCUCAUCCUGGACCUGGAGCAGGCCAUGGAGCGCCUGUCCCGCCUGCAGCAGGCCGUGGAGUCCAGCGUGUCCCUCAUGAUGUCCUUCAUCACAGGAAACUGGAGAAGCUCUGCUCAGCUGGAGGGGAACCUCCCGGCCAUCCACCAGGCCGCUGACCGCGUGCGCUCCGCGGUGAGGGACUUCCUGGAGUUUGCCCGGGGCGCGGUGGCUAACUCCGCCCAGGCCACGGACCGCUCUCUGCAGACCAAGCUGUUCCGUCAGGUGGGGAAGAUGGAGGAGGUCUUCCAGAGUCUGAUUCAGCACAGUCAGGGUUUGGACGUCAUUUCCUGGUCGCACACUGGGCUCGCAGCGCCGCCACCAGGAGGGGACGACUUAGAUCGGCUCAUCAUGACGGCUCGAGGUAUCCCUGACGACGCCAAGCAGCUGGCCUCCUUCCUCCACGGCAACGCCUCGCUGCUCUUCAAGAGAAACAACCGGCAGCAGCAGCAGCUUCCGCUUCCUCCAAUCCCAGGAGAGAUCAGCAGUCACAUGACAGGAUCAGGAAGUGGGAGCUAUCAGGGAGGGGAGAAGGUGCACAUUCAGUCGAGACCCCUCCCCUCGCCGCCGAAGUUCUCAGCUGCAGAGGAGGAGGGUAUGGAGCGGCCGUACGAGAGCACAGAGGAGGGCUGGAUGGAGGACUACGACUACGUACAUUUACAGGGAAAGGAAGAGUUUGAGAAGAACCAAAAACAGCUGCUGGAGAAAGGCAGCAUCAGCAGACACAAGACACAACUGGAACAGCAACAGAUUAAACAGUUUGAGCGGCUGGAGCAGGAAGUCAGCCGGCCAAUCAACAACGACAUGACGGGCUGGGUCCCGCCCCCACUGCACCCUCCAGCCAACCAGCAGGCCCAGAAUGGCUCUGGAGGCUCCUCCUCCUGCUCCUCCUCCUCCAAGCUGUGCCACGGCGACCGGCAGCUCCUCCUCUUCUACCAGGAGCAGUGUGAGCAGAACGUCACCACGGUAACCAACGCCAUCGACGCCUUCUUCACCGCCGUCAACUCUAACCAACCCCCAAAGAUCUUCGUGGCGCACAGCAAGUUCGUCAUCCUCAGCGCACACAAGCUGGUGUUCAUCGGGGACACGCUGUCCCGGCAGGCCAAGGGCCCCGAGGUGAGGGCCCGCGUGGGGCAGAGCAGCAACACGCUCUGCGAAAAACUCAAAGACAUCGUGAUCAGCACCAAGACGGCGGCGCUGCAGUACCCCUCCCCCGGAGCCACCAGGGAGAUGACUGACAGGGUGAGGGAGCUGGCGGGGUGCACGCAGCACUUCAGGAUGGUGCUGGGGCAGCUGCUGGUGAUGUAGGGGGGGGGGGGCAGUGACAUAAACUCAGAGUCCCAGGAACACGGGGCAGAGACUCCCCCCCCGGAACGAAGGGAUGGUACGCCCCUGCAGCUCGGGGUAGGAGGACCUGUGGAGCCCCUCCAGUGUGGGGUGGAGACCCCACAUCCACCCUCUGCUCCCUUCCUACCUCACCUUCCACUGGGACCAUUCCUCCCCCAUCCCUCCUUUUUAUUCUACUCAAAGGAACAUUUGUAUUUUCAGUGGGCUGGGCCAAUGGUUGUAAAAUAAUCACUGUAAAUAUUUAAGUUACUGUUAAGUCAGAAAACCAAGAAAGAAAAAGGACUUCCAGUAUAUAAAUAUAAAUAUAUGGUUCUUUUUUUGAAGAAGAAGAAGAAAGAAAAGAUGAAAACAUAAGUGUAGUUUUUAGACAAUAUCAAUAAUUGUUAUUAUUAUUGCUAUACCGUAUAAUUCUGGCUCUGAUUCCUGAUCCGUGUAUCAUUGUUGUUAUGGAUGUGUAAAUUUCAGAUGAUAUGUAUGACUGUAUGUUGUAGUACAUCUAUGCUCUUCUCCAUCCCUGACAAAGGCACACUUUCCAAAAAGCACUGGAGCACACGGCCAUCUUUAACGUUCUGCCGCGCUGCAGUGAGUUUCACACUGAUUACAAUCGAGCAGUGAAGGCACCACGAGCCCUGCACAGGUCCACUGAUGCAGGUGGGAGCUGAUCCAGUGCCCUCUCAGUGGCUUUCUGAGAAACUAUAUGUAGGUUGUUUUGUAAGAGGCAUGUAUUAGAGAAAAGGAGUGUAAAAGGUUCAAAUCUAGAAAUGAAAUUAAACCUGCUUUCCUCUUUUCUCUGAAA
This is a messenger RNA of Trematomus bernacchii (emerald rockcod), 4009 nucleotides long. RefSeq names its product BCAR1 scaffold protein, Cas family member (gene bcar1). The record is from RefSeq and is a predicted model, not a curated record. Lineage: Eukaryota; Metazoa; Chordata; Actinopteri; Perciformes; Nototheniidae. Gene Ontology annotation, biological process: cell migration; cell surface receptor protein tyrosine kinase signaling pathway. Gene Ontology annotation, cellular component: plasma membrane; focal adhesion; cytoplasm. Gene Ontology annotation, molecular function: protein binding.